GCAUGCGCAGUUAGUGAGACAGGCCUCAGGCUGGUGAGGGGAAGCUGCGGUAAGAGUACGGCGCGUGCGCAGACGGGACCGCGUUUGCGAUCCAGGUUCUUCGGCGAAUCCGGGUCCCCCAAAAGGUUGGGGACGAGAGGCCAGUCUUGAGGCCAGAUGCGGAAACGUAGCCAGAGUUGCACAGUGAGUUGAUUAUGGAGUCGAGACACUGACGCAGGUCACACUGACUACGAAGCAGGAUGGCCUUUCAGGGACAAAAAAGUGACAAGGAGAGAGUCAAGAAAAGAAGGUGAGGAAAACGAGCUGACGCUUUUUAAGGAGCUGGAGGAGUAACAAAUCUGGAGAUAUUCUGAAAGGUCCUGAGCAGCCAUGAGCACCUCGGGUCUGUUUCGUUUUCCUGCCCGGCUGGCCAGGGUGUGCAUGGUGCCGUGGGGGCUCCGGUUCCCCGAGAAGCCAGCGCUGCUCUCCCUGGGAACGGUGGUCACUCCGGUCCAGGUGGCAGGCAAGAAGGACCACCCUGCUUUGCUCUCCCUGGAUGAGCGUGAACUCGAAGAGCAGUUCGUAAAAGGACAUGGUCCAGGGGGCCAGGCAACCAACAAAACGAGCAACUGCGUGGUGCUGAGGCACGUCCCCUCGGGCAUCGUCGUCAAGUGCCACCAGACGAGAUCCGUCGAUCAGAACAGAAAGCUAGCGCGGAGAAUCCUGCAGGAGAAAGUGGAUGUUUUCUACAACGGCGAAAACAGUCCUGUCUGCAAAGAAAGACGAGAGGCAGAGAAGAGAAAGCAAGAAAGGAAAAAAAGAGCAAAGGAAACGCUAGAGAAAAAGAAACUCCUGAGAGAACAGUGGGAAUCAAGUAGAACUGCUCCUGGAGAAAGGACUGCAGAUUCCGACUGAAAGAACCUGCCGGGCGCUUCCAGGAACGGGGCGGCGAGCUCUCCGCCAGCGCCGCGCCGGGUCUGCGAGGGGAGUGCGUGCCGGGGACAGCCGAGGUCUCACACGGCAAGCGGACUGUGCAGAACAGAGACACGAGGAUGUCAUUUCUGCAGGACAGGGGCCCUUCUGGGGAGGGAGGGUUGUCACUGUGCUGUGGGGCUGGGAGGGGCUUCUGGGCAGCUGACGGAGUUCUGCUUCUUGACCUGGGCCGGAGUUAGAAGCCUGUCACCUUCUAAGCUAUACAUCUGUGUGAUUGUAUCUUACUGUAUCAAAUACUAGAAAUGAAAAAUUUUUUUGAAAAAAAGCAUGAAUACUAAUAAGGAAUUUUUUUAUGGAAAACUGUAGAACUGAGUCAAACGUGAAUGGCAUUUAGUGCUCCCCUGUCAUCUGCUGGGAGGUCACUGGUCAGUGACACGGAGAUGUCAGUUAGCCUAACUAGUCAGGUUAAGAGAAUAAGAGCAAGCAAGGUGGAGAAGGAUUCCACAUGUUAGUAAGUCACUUGCCCAUUUACCCCAUUAGCUCAAUGGACUGUGUGCUGACAGGUAUCCGCUCUGAUGUGGACAUACACACGUCAUUCCCUGUAUGUUGAUUCAUAAGAGGUGUUUCACAAACCUGGUUGUGAAUCUGCUUGACACCAUCACUCAAGCUGGAUUCGACCUUACAGACUGCUGGGGGAGGGGGCCAGGCAAGGUUAGUAGCUUGAUUUGUCAGAACACAUCUGGAGUCUACGCAUAAUGCUAGUAGGGAAAUGAACCAGGAGGUGAGCAGGCCACUGUCAGACAGCGGGUCUGCCUCGUUUCUUCAUGAAGACCGGAGCACAUGCGUCCAAGUGAGCUUGCCGCUCCCGGAAGCCAGUUAAGGCUCUUCUCACCUUGGAGCGGUCUGGUUUGGAAGCUCAGCUCUUCACAAGGCUCUCCGGACCUCUGGUCGCAGUGUGCAGGGCCGUUCCCAGUCCCAGCCUCCUUUUAGCAAGCAGCCAACCGAAGUAUCUGGAGUGGUACACAAAGACCAUAACAGCAGGGGGGAAUUCGGGGAGCUUCAGACUGGAGGGACAGAGGCUUCGACUUCUGUUUCCUUUCUGAGCCUUCUGGAACGUCUUGUCAUGUACAUGAAGGAGAUGCAGACAGGCCGACUCCCCGGUAUCCAUUCCUCACCUCCAGCGCUGUCACAGCUGGGACCCAGCCUCAGGCCUGUGAAAGUGACCACAUCCCUCAUUUCGGUAAAUCCUCAUUACGUGGGGACCAGUGCCUACGGAAUAUAGUAAAGAUGACCACAGAGUCCCUUUGGAAGGCACUGUCGGGCCACCACAUGGGUUCUCAACACAUAUGAGGCGGCCCAGCUGACCCAGCACAGGGCAGGUAGCUCUUCCAGUGAGCACAGGAUGAAGUAGCUAGCUCGAGUUUAGUAGCUAGCUGCGCUAUACCAAAAAAAAAAAAAAAAAAGGAAA
Messenger RNA from Camelus dromedarius (Arabian camel), 2380 nucleotides. RefSeq names its product mitochondrial translation release factor in rescue (gene MTRFR). Gene Ontology annotation, molecular function: translation release factor activity. The coding region runs from base 370 to 894 and encodes 174 amino acids. Gene Ontology annotation, cellular component: mitochondrion. Lineage: Eukaryota; Metazoa; Chordata; Mammalia; Artiodactyla; Camelidae. The record is from RefSeq and is a predicted model, not a curated record. Gene Ontology annotation, biological process: translational termination. The transcript has 4 exons.